AUGGCAUCUAUAGCAGGAGGAGGAACAUCAUCAACAGCAGCAGCAGCAGCAACAACAACAACAACAACAGCAGCAGCAACAGCAACAGCAACAGCAGCAGCAGCAGCAGCAACAGAAGAAGAUGAAUUAGGGUUUGACGAAGCAGCACUGCAUGCAGAGGAUAACGACGGUAGCUACCUUCCUUAUGAAUAUAUAGAUAAGGCAGUUGCUGCUGCUGCAGCAGCAGCAGAGGAAGGAGGUAUAACACAAACAACAAGAACAUUUGUUGCUGGAGGUAAACGUUAUAGCAGCAGCAGCAGCAGCAGCAGCAGCAAAAUACCAUUAGAUGCCCUACAGAUAUUAGCACUUAUUGCUGCUGCUGCUGCACUAAUAGCAGCAGGUUCCUUGCAAUUCUUUGGUUAUGCAGCAGCAGCAGGAAAGAAGGGAGGAUUAUUAUCUACAGCAACUACUGCUGCUGCUGCUGAUACCUCAGGAGGAGGAGGAGCAGCAGCAGCAGCAGCAGGCCCGCUGCUGCUGCUGCAGUACCCAGCAGCAGACCCUAGAUGGCAGCUAGCUGACCUACAAACAGAGGCAAUAAGAUUUAGGCAAAUGUGGUCUAAGAGCAGCAGCACAGUGCAGCAGCAAUUUGCUGCUGAAUACAUGCAACCACUGCAGCAGCAGCAGCAGCAGCAGCAGCAGGGAGAUGUAUCUACUACAAUAGAUACAGCAACAGCAGAUACAGAUACACCAGCAGCAGCAGCAGCAGAAGCAGCAGCAGCAGAUAUAGAUGUCCUCUUACAACCUGUUAAACAUAUAGCAAAGGCUGUUGCUGCUGUUAUGAAGCAGCAGCAGCAGCAGCAGCAGGAACAGCAGCAGCAGCAGCAGCAUCAGGAAAAGGAUAAGAAAGGAGAAGGAGAAGAAGAAGAAGAUAAGGAUAGAGAGAAGCAGCAGGAAGAGCAACAGCAGCAGCAGCAGCAGCAGCAGCGCGAGCUUCUUAUAGGUAUUUCCUUACUUAAGGGGGCUGUACAGGCAGCACGUCUGCGUCUCUCCUCUCUUAUUUUCUUUGAUGCCCUGCAGCAGCAGCAGCAGCAGCACCAACUACCACAGCAGCCGCAGCAGCAGCAGCAGCAGCAGCAGCAAGAAGAGGAUCAGGAUCAGGACCAGGAUCAGGAUCAGGACCAGGAUCAGGACCAGGAGCAGAAGCGGCAGCUAAAGCUACUGCAGCAGCAACAGCAGCAACAGCAGCUACAGCAGCAGCAGCAGCAGCAGCAGCAGCAGCAGCACGACCCUAAUGAGGUACUUAGUGCAUCAGAGAUGCUGCAGCUGCUGCUGUCUUAUUCAAGGACUUUGCUGCAGGAAGAUAAUGCAGAGGUCUUGAUGCAGCUGCAGCUAGAGCUGCAGCAGCAAGAAGAACAACAACAGCAGCAGCAGCAGCAGCAGCAGGAGCAGCAGCAGCAAGGAGUACCAUUUGCUGCUGCACAAGAAAUAUUAAAUAUGUUGUUAAGAUGGGAAGAAGAAGAAGAAACAAAUCAGCAUAUUUAUGAUCUAUUUACUCCUUUCUUCUAUCUAAUAGACCAGCAGCAGCAGCAGCAGCAGCAACAGCAGCAGCAGCAGCAGCAGCAACAGCAGCAGCAACAGCAAGAGGAGAAAGAGCAGCAGAUGCUACAGGAAAAAGAACAGGAAAUGCAGCAAGAGCAACAAAAAGAGGAGAAAGAACAGCAACAAGAGGAAAAGGAGCAGCAGAAGGAGGAGAAGGAGCACCAGCAAGAGGAGCAGCAGCAGCAAGAGCAGCAGCAACAGGAGCAGAGCGAAGAGGAGAAGGAGCAGCAUCAGCAGCAGCAGGUAGAUGAGCAGCAGCAGGUAGAUGAGCAGCAGCAAGAGCAGCAGCAGAAACUCGACGAGCAGCAGCAGCAGCAGAAAGAUGAACAGCAGCAGCAGCAGAAGGAUGAACAGCAGCAGGAACAGCAGGGUGAAGCCAAGCAACAGGAGCAGCAGAAGGAUGAGGAGCAGCAGCAGCAGCAGCAGCAGCAGCAGCAGGAGCAGCAGAAGGAUGAGGAGCAGCAGCAGCAGAAGGAUGAGGAGCAGCAGCAGCAGCAGCAGCAGCAGCAGCAGCAGCAGGAGCAGCAGGAGGACGUAGCAUUCUUAGAGGAUUUAUUGGGAAGUUGCCUCUUUUUAAUUUUUGAAUUUUUUGUGCUGUGCUAA
Molecule: messenger RNA, 2181 nt
Organism: Eimeria maxima
Lineage: Eukaryota; Apicomplexa; Conoidasida; Eucoccidiorida; Eimeriidae
Exons: 2
Coding region: 1-2181 (726 amino acids)
Source: RefSeq, a predicted model, not a curated record